Molecule: messenger RNA, 1794 nt
Organism: Anoplopoma fimbria (sablefish)
Lineage: Eukaryota; Metazoa; Chordata; Actinopteri; Perciformes; Anoplopomatidae
Gene: gdpd4a
Product: glycerophosphodiester phosphodiesterase domain containing 4a
Exons: 16
Coding region: 1-1794 (597 amino acids)
Biological process (GO): lipid metabolic process
Cellular component (GO): membrane
Molecular function (GO): glycerophosphodiester phosphodiesterase activity
Source: RefSeq, a predicted model, not a curated record
AUGCCUGUGACCAGACUGAAGCUGGGGAAGCUAAAGGUGGUGCGGCGGCAGCUGCUGCAGAGGUAUGAACACCAGCCGUUUGUCUCCUGCCUGGCCGGCCUCUAUGGUUGCCAAUGGAGACGAUACCAGAGAGCCAGGGCUCAGCCAGGAGAGUGCUGCUGCAGCAAGGUGGAGUGUGGCAGUUUUGGCCUCCUGAUCCUCACCUUCUUCCUGAGUUUUUUAUUCCUCUAUUUCUGGAGUGAGGCUCAGAACGACUACAUCGACUUUGACUGGUUUAACUUUGGGACUCUGGGCUUCUGGUUUCCCUGGUCUCUGGUCCUGCUGGUCAUCGCUGCUGCUCUCUUCACAUACAUCGCCCUGCUAUUGGUGCUGGCAGUGUGUCUGCUCACUGAGGGGCAGAGGCUGUACCUUCACUGGAGCCACAAGACUGGCAUCGUGGUGGCAUUGGCCUUCUCUGUCACCGCCACCGCCAUCUUGUCUGACCUCUGGAGCAAAGAAUGGAAGACUCUCCUUCUCUCGCUGCAGGUGACAGCGCCUUUCCUCCACGUCGCCGCCGUCUCACUUAUGGCGAUUCUCUCCUGGCCAAUAGCGUUGCACUUCUUUCGCAUGAACAAGAGAGUGCGUCAGGUGGCUGUCCUGGGACUCUACCUGUCCGUGCUCUUCUCCCUCUACCUAGUCCCUCUGGGAAUGUACUCGCCCUGCAUUAAAGAAGCAGGAACACUGGGACCCGCCCCGAAACUCAUCGGACACAGAGGAGCUCCGAUGCUUGCUCCGGAGAAUACUUUGAUGUCGUUUGAGAAGGCAGUGGAAGCUGGAGGAGAAGGACUGGAGACGGACGUCACUAUCAGUUAUGACGGGGUUCCCUUCCUGAUGCACGACUCGACUCUGAGGAGAACCACCAAUGUCGCAGAGGUUUUCCCAAAUCGAACAUACGUUGACGCCUCCAUGUUCACCUGGGCCGAGCUGCAGCAGCUGAAUGCUGGAGACUGGUUCUUAUCGAGGGAUCCCUUUGGGACUGUGUGGUCCCUGUCUGAGGCAGACUGCUCGCAGGCCCAGAACCAGUCUGUUCCCUCACUGGCCCAGUUUCUGGAGUUGGCGGCCUGUAGCGAUAAAGUGGUGCUGUUUGACCUGCACAGGCCCCCUCAUGGACAUCCCUACUAUCAGUCGUACAUCAACACCACUCUGCAGGUGGUGCAGGCCCACAUCAACUCCUCACAGGUGCUGUGGCUGCCCUCUGAAGAUAGGAAGCUGGUCCAGGCUGUGGACCCAGAGCUGCAGCAGACCUCUGGAGAAAAGGCGUCUAUUCAGGAGCUGAAGGACGGCCACAUCUCCAGACUAAACCUGCACUACAGCACCAUGUCACAACAACAGUUCAGUAAGUACCAGUCGGUGAACAUCAGCACCAACCUGUAUGUGAUCAGCCAGCCGUGGCUCUACACUCUGGCCUGGUGUGCUGGAGCUCAGUCCGUAACCACCAACUCCGUCCACAUCCUGUCCAACAUCAACAAGCCGCUCUUCCUCAUGACUCCAGAGGAAUAUAAUUUGAUGUGGAUUCUGACUGAUGCUGUCUCGGCCUUCCUCAUCAUUGCAGUUUUCAUAUUCCACUGGUGGAGAGAGAGAGGCCUGCCCUUCUGGUCCGGCAGCCGUCAGACUCACGAGAACGGACCAUACAGCAAGUUCAGGACGGAGCUGAGUGACGUGUGGUCCAUCUCCAGCGCCAACGUCCGGCCCGACCUACGGAGUGUGCCCGGUUCACCCAGUACCCCUCACCUGCCCACCAUCACAGAGGAGUGA